This is a messenger RNA of Cylas formicarius (sweet potato weevil), 2316 nucleotides long. RefSeq lists its product as uncharacterized. The coding region runs from base 1443 to 1946 and encodes 167 amino acids. Lineage: Eukaryota; Metazoa; Arthropoda; Insecta; Coleoptera; Brentidae. The record is from RefSeq and is a predicted model, not a curated record. The transcript has 2 exons.
ACUAAAAUAAAGGGAAAAAAUUAUCGAAACAUAAAUUAAUUAAAAACAAUUGCUGCGAGGGUAGUUUCAACGUCAUGAAUUCAAAGUUGCGAAGUACUCAUUCCCACGUAAAUGAUCUAAACAAUGAUUGAUAACGGUUAAGUCUAUAAAACGAUAAAUUCCAAGCAUACAAGAUGACUAAAACAAUAUUUAGAGGAAAAGGUGGUAAUGUGGCCCCUGCAGAUAUAUUGGCCCCCUUCAAUAUUUUAAUGUUUGAACAACGCCAUCUAGUAUGUUUUAUGCGCGUUACGGGAUGCUCACGGCAUGAUACGUAUUUAGUACCUUACAAAUCCACCAGAGCCUGUCGCGUUCGAUUGUUAUUCGAAACAGUUGAAACUCGUUCCCGGUAAAACUUUAAACUACUGUUAUUUUAAUUAGGUAAUUGUUUAUAAAUAGAGUGUUUUGGCUAUUGCAUUCGGACAUUGGAUACGUUGAACUGUUCUUCUACGGGAAUUAAAAGGUAAAUACAAAAUUAGAUUUGUAAUAAUUAUUUUUGGUACGUUUGUUUAAAUAUUCUCAAUAGUUGUAAUUUGGCCCCUCAUGUUGGUUGUAUAAUGCUCCCGGGGGCGACAUUAUAUGUAAGAGUGAUUCAUAAUUUUCAUAUUUUUAUUUUUUGCUUUCAGAGCUAGACAAGGAAGAAACAAAAAAAAAUGUAAAUAUAAAAAUGUAUUCUAUGCCUAGAUCUACACUGAAACGGUUAGUAAAGGACCCUCAAGAAUCUUUAGAGUUGCUCGUACAUAAACCGAUAGGAAGGAAACCUGUACUUCCAGCUGAGAUGAAAAAAAAGUUAGUGGAGUAUAUCUUGUUCAUAGAGUCCAGGUACUAUGGGCUUACUAGAAUGGAUGUCCGGAAAAUGGCUUAUCAGUUAGCUGUUAAAAAUGGUAUUCUUAAUACAUUUAAGAAUGAAGCAGCAGGGUGUGCUUGGUGAGAUCAUUUUUUAAACCGACAUAAAGACACUUUAUCUUUACGCAGACCAGGAUUUUUAAUAUUGACCACAGGUGUUAUGUAAAAAAGGCAAAAAACAGAUAGGUGCCUUAACUCCUGCAGAACGAGGGUUAUUAUGUACUCUUGUUUGCUGCAUGAGCGCAUCGGCUAUAUUUGGGCCACCUAUGAUGAUUUUCCCCAGGAAAAACUUUAUAUAUUUUGAUGAAGGGAGCGCCAUCCGGUUCGAUAGGCAAAGUUCAUCCAUCUGGUUGGAUACAAUUCAAUUUGUUCACUGAAUGGUUUAAGCAUUUUAUUGAUAAAACAAAUCCCAGGGUCGAAUAUAUCCGAUAUUACUCAUCUUUGACGGCCAUUACAGUCACACACGCACAAGCUCCAGCCUCUGGACAAGACUUUUAUGGGUGCCCUAAAGAGUUAUUAUAGUGAGGAAAUUCGCAAGUUUACUUUUGCAGUCUGACAGAAUGCUAAAACCAUACAUCGCUAAGCUUUUUGGCAGAGCAUAUCUUAAGAGCACUACGGGAGAAAUCGCAUUAAAGGGUUUCCGUGCCACAGGCAUUUAUCCAUUUAAUCCUCAAGUUUUUACAGAAGUCGAUUAUUUAACGGAAGAAUCUAACAAUAAUCAAUUAUCUUCUACUCCUGAUAAUCAAGAUGCAGGCCCUGUAGCUAACCAGAGUGCCCCAGAGGAGAGUGUAGAGGCACAAGCACCGGAGCAUAGUUUGGUUCUACCAGAAAACAUUCAGCCAAUUUCUACGACCAAGACUAGGACUUCUAAUCGUGUAAGAAAGGCUACAACAGCAAAGCACAGAAUCGUGAACAUGAACGAGGAAGAGGCCGUGGACGCGGACGAGGACGUGGACACGAUGUCGAACGUAAUCACGACAGAAAAGGGUCCGGUAGGAAUGUCGUUCGAUGCCAGAGAGAAGCUACAUCCAGCAGUGGCUCUGAAAGUCACGAAGACGCAGUGAAUACCGAUUCCUGAAAACGCGAACGUGCCGUGUAUGUCCUGCCAAACGAUUUAUUGCAAUGACAGACCAGUGUCAAAGUUGCAAUUUAUGGGCUCAUGUGGAGGUUCUGAACGAUACUAUUAUAUUUGUGAUUUUUGCCGUUAAUUUUUAAUUGUGCAAUACAUUUAAUGUGACCCCCCAGGGGGUCACAUAACCAUCACUUGAUCUCGAGAUACCAAAUUUGAAUAACUUAACAAUAAAUAAUAUUUUUGCUAUCUUGUACGCGUUUCAUUUAUUUCAUAGUCAGGGAUGUAUGGACCAAUAAAUAAGAAGUCCUAUAAUGUGAGGUUUGUCACUCCUAUAUUUUUUAAAUAAAACUUAAAAAACAAAA